CCACCAACUCUGGAAUCCCUUUGGGCCCCUUUCGGCUUCUUUUAAUCCCGCCUUCUCCCCCUCUCUUUCUCACAGACAUUUUCACAAACACCUAACGCGCAAUCGCCGAGCUCGUCUUCCAACACCCAUUCCGAUGGCUUCCGUCGUCCCCGAUAACCUCACCAGGGAGCAGUACGUGUACCUGGCGAAGCUCUCCGAGCAAGCGGAGCGCUACGAGGAGAUGGUCCAGUUCAUGGAGAAGCUGGUCGUUGGUUCCACUCCGGCCGCCGAGCUGACCGUUGAGGAGCGCAAUCUUCUCUCCGUUGCGUACAAGAACGUGAUCGGCUCGCUCCGUGCCGCCUGGCGCAUCGUGUCGUCGAUCGAGCAGAAGGAGGAGGGCCGGAAGAACGAGGAACACGUGGCGCUCGUCAAGGAGUACAGAUCCAAGGUCGAGUCCGAGCUCUCUGAUGUCUGCGCUAAGAUAUUGAAGCUCUUGGACUCCAAUCUCGUGCCGUCGGCGUCGGCCAGUGAGUCCAAGGUCUUCUAUCUGAAGAUGAAGGGCGACUACCACCGCUACAUGGCGGAGUUCAAAUCCGCCGAGGAGAGAAAGACUGCUGCUGAGGACACUAUGCUUGCUUACAAGGCUGCCCAGGACAUAGCGCUUGCGGAUCUGUCACCAACUCAUCCAAUAAGAUUGGGUCUGGCACUGAAUUUCUCAGUGUUCUACUAUGAGAUUCUCAAUCAGUCUGAUAAAGCUUGCAGCAUGGCCAAACAGGCAUUUGAGGAAGCUAUUGCUGAGCUAGACACUCUGGGAGAAGAAUCAUACAAGGACAGCACUCUAAUCAUGCAACUUCUAAGGGACAACCUCACUCUUUGGACUUCUGAUGCUUCGGACCAGUUGGACGAGGCAUAGAGGGCAGCGAAAGGCGGAAAGGCCACGUUGAUCCUCUGGAGGAGCCUCGGUGGGCAUUGAAUGCCGUUUUCCUGUGCUGAUUGGAAGAAAGUGUGUUAAUUUGUACAUUGUUCCGCAACGUUGAUACUGAACUUGUUUUCAAAUUUGUCUUUUAAGUGAUUUGUGAUGGAUAGAAUUUGAUGGUAACAGCAACCAGCUUUUUUUAAUCUAAAUUUGGAUUACGGGUGGGGUGAGAUAA
Messenger RNA from Malus domestica (apple), 1130 nucleotides. Its product is annotated as 14-3-3-like protein B. Gene Ontology annotation, biological process: intracellular protein localization; signal transduction. The record is from RefSeq and is a predicted model, not a curated record. Lineage: Eukaryota; Viridiplantae; Streptophyta; Magnoliopsida; Rosales; Rosaceae. Gene Ontology annotation, cellular component: cytoplasm.